This is a messenger RNA of Ramularia collo-cygni, 1512 nucleotides long. Its product is annotated as related to RAM1-protein farnesyltransferase, beta subunit. Gene Ontology annotation, cellular component: protein farnesyltransferase complex. Gene Ontology annotation, molecular function: protein farnesyltransferase activity. Gene Ontology annotation, biological process: protein farnesylation. The record is from RefSeq and is a predicted model, not a curated record. Bases 1 to 1512 code for a protein of 503 amino acids. NCBI's taxonomy places the organism in Eukaryota, Fungi, Ascomycota, Dothideomycetes, Mycosphaerellales, Mycosphaerellaceae. The transcript has a single exon.
AUGUCGCAACCAAGAGAAGAUCCCGCAGAAGACACGCUCGACGAGCUCCUCCACACAUCCGCUCGCAUCGAAGAACUCCCCUCAGACGACCAGGAUCCCGACUUCUCAGACAUUUCCUCAGGAGAUGAAGUGGAAUUCACACUCCCCGGACCUCCAUUCCCAGGCUCUCACCUCCCCAAAAACCUCCCACCUUGGCUCACUCCUCCAACUCUGCAUCUCUUCGCCAAACACCCGACUCUAGAAACCAAAACCUCCACAAGCCAAGAGGAAACCACAGCACAAUGCCUUCCCCUCCUCCUGGACCCCUCUCAACUCAAACUCCCUCUCAACUCCCACAACAUCCCCCAUCUCAACCGCACCGCACACGCAGCCUUCCUCCGCAACACCCUCAAUCCCCUCCCAGCACCCUACGUGGCAGCCGACGCCUCACGACCCUGGCUCUUCUACUGGGCCCUCGCAGGCCUCUCAUUCCUCGACCAAGACGUCUCCUCCUACCGAACAUCCCUCAUCAACACCGUCCGUCCCCUGCAGAACAGCACAGGAGGCYUCGGCGGCGGCCACGGCCAAUACUCCCACUGCGCAGGAACCUACGCGGCACUACUCGCCCUCGCCUCAGUCGAUGCCUUGGAAGUCGUAGAUCGAAAGGCAAUGUGGCAUUGGCUCGGUUCCAUCAAACAAACCUCGGGAGGAUUCCGCAUGGCAACGGGAGCGGAAGUGGAUGUUCGAGGUGCGUAUUGCGCCAUGACUGCUCUAACCCUCCUCAACCUCCCCCUGGAACUCCCCGCAGACUCCCCAGCUCGCGCGGCGGGAAUGACAUCUUUCCUCGACGGAUUGGGGGAAUGGGUAGGCAAAUGCCAGACAUAUGAAGGAGGAAUCUCAGGAGCGCAUAACAACGAAGCACACGGCGCCUAUGCGUUUUGCGCACUGGCAUGUCUGAGCAUCAUCGCCCCUCCUCAAAGUUCCAUCCCAAAGUACCUCGACGUCCCAUCCCUCGCGCGCUGGUUAGCUUCCACGCAAACACGAGGGGAAGGAGGUUUUGCGGGUCGCACGGAGAAAUUGGUGGAUGCUUGCUAUAGUCACUGGCUAGGAGGUUGUUGGGCCUUACUCCAGCAAGCCAUGCAAUUACCUCGAGAUAAAGAUCUCUGGAGUCGAGAGGGUCUGGUCAGGUAUCUUUUAUGUUGUGGACAGCAACCGGGCAAGAAAGGGGGCAUGAGAGAUAAACCUUCCACCAGACCGGAUGGAUAUCAUACGUGUUACUCAUUGGCGGGAUUGAGCGCUGCUAUGAAUCGAUAUGUGUAUGUUGAGGAGGAACAACAACAACAGCAGGAAGGCAUGGCAGGCGGCCGAUUGGAAGCUGCCUUUGCAUGGAAAGCGGAAAGUGCUACGGAGGAAGAAAGGAAGCAGUGGGCUUUUGAUGAAGUGGAUGCUGUGAAAGCUGUGCAUCCCGUCUUUGUCUUGCCUAUGGCUGUUGUUGCGCGGGUGAGGAAGCAAUUUGAAAAGGGCGGCUUCUGA